GCAUCCACUGCUGACUUCUGACCCAUCACACGGCCUUGGCAGCGUCUGCUGCUCUCCGGAUUUACUCUCCUCCCCUUCCCGCUCUCUUCCUCCCCUUUUCUUUUUUUAUCUCCUUUCUCUUCUCUUCUCCAUAUCCCUCUAUUUCUAAAACGUAGUAAAUAGAGAGAGAGAGAGAGAGGAGGAAGAAAAGACUCAAAAACUGAGAGCAAAAUAGCUGAGAGCUAGCUCUGCCUCUGGUUCACCCAACUAUGGAAUCAUUCAACUUGCUCAAGUACUGGAGGGGCGGUGGUGGAGCGGCUCUAGCCGCAGCAGCCGCCGCUAGCAUGCAGAGCACCGCCGCUUCCGCCACCACAACUACCGUCGCCACCUGUGUCCUCGACCCAUCUGCCGAGACCGACGACGAAGACGGCGGUGACGGCGACGAUGGCCCCUUCUUCGAUCUGGAGUUCGCCGUGCCGGAAGAAGACGGCGAGGGGGAGGAGGAGGAGGAAGGUGCAGAAGAGAAGGAUGGCUCUGCAGUGGCGGUGGAGGCGGAGGUAGACGAGGAGGAGGAGGAGAGGGAGUUCAAUUUCGCGGUGUCUUCAGAGGGUAGCUGUGGUGGCGACGGCGGCCUCCGGUCCGAUACCCUCUCGCCCUCCGACGAUCUCUUCUUCAAAGGCGAGCUCGUGCCGCUGGAGCCAUCCUCGAUCGUGAUCACCUCCUCCGAGGCCGAUCCCAAGCCCCAGUUCGCCGUCUCCCUUCUCAGGUCCGCCACCAAGUUACGGGUCUUCAUGUUAGGCCUACGGAAGGCUAAAUCUACACUGGUGGAGCCAAAUGGGGCUCCCGCCUCCCCGACCACCGCCGUGGCCGCGGAGGCGGUGGUGGCGUCGCCGAAGCAGCAUUCUCAGCCGCAGCAGAGCAGGUUCUUCAUUAAAUUUAAGGUGGAGGAGGUGCCGAUCAUCUCGCUCUUCACCCGCGACAACAGCUCCCGAAACUCCAGCAGUAGUAAAGCGGCGAAACCCCAAUUGGACUCCGCGGCGCCGCCGUCCUCUGCAGCAGCGGAGGACAAGAAGUUCUCCAAGGAAGUGGUACAGAAGUACCUUAACAAAAUCAAGCCGCUCUACAUUAGAGUAUCGAAGAGGUAUGCAGAGAAGCUGAGGUUCUCCGGGCAGCUGACUUCCGGUGGGGCAGCGGCGAAGAACGAAGGGGAGGAGACGGACGCAGAGCCGGAAGUGGCCGAGCCGGGGCCGCCACCGCCGGCGCCGCCUGCGGCGGUGGCCGUGGUGGCAACGGGAACGUCGAGCGGCGUUAAGGGCCAGAAGGUGAACGUGCCGGCGGGGUUGAAGGUGGUGUGCAAGCGGCUGGGAAAGAGCCGGUCGGCGUCGGCCGCCGUCGCAGCGGUCCCGUCACCGCCCCCUAAGAGGCGGGACGACUCGCUGCUCCAGCUGCAGGACGGGAUCCAGAGCGCCAUCGCGCACUGCAAGAAGUCGUUCAAUGCGGCCAAAGGGUCCGAGUCGCCGCUGGUGCGGUCCAAGAGCGAUCCGAGCGAUGGGAGGUCCGAUAAGAGCGACCGUGCUUGUUGAUUUUAUCCUCACCGUUGGAGUUUUGGCCAGGGACGCGAGAGGAAAAAAAAAAAAGGUCAGAUGUCUUUAGAUCUGUGCUUCUGUAGUCAAUAGUUAGAGCGGCGAAACAUCUCUUUUGGCCGCAGUGAAGUUGUGUUUCUUUCUCCUGGUUUCAAGAUUUUAAAUGGUGGUGCUUGUGUAAUUAUAUAUCUUCUAUUCUAUAAUCUAUUCGAACUUUUAUCUUGUGAUGUA
This is a messenger RNA of Elaeis guineensis (African oil palm), 1793 nucleotides long. Its product is annotated as probable membrane-associated kinase regulator 2. The record is from RefSeq and is a predicted model, not a curated record. Gene Ontology annotation, cellular component: plasma membrane. NCBI's taxonomy places the organism in Eukaryota, Viridiplantae, Streptophyta, Magnoliopsida, Arecales, Arecaceae.